Polistes canadensis is the source of this 1891-nucleotide messenger RNA. Its product is annotated as 5-methylcytosine rRNA methyltransferase NSUN4. Lineage: Eukaryota; Metazoa; Arthropoda; Insecta; Hymenoptera; Vespidae. Gene Ontology annotation, molecular function: methyltransferase activity. The transcript has 8 exons. The record is from RefSeq and is a predicted model, not a curated record. Gene Ontology annotation, cellular component: mitochondrial large ribosomal subunit. The coding region runs from base 159 to 1688 and encodes 509 amino acids. Gene Ontology annotation, biological process: rRNA methylation.
UCUAGCGGAUUAUUUGUAACAGAAUCAACAUGCUACUUGCGUAAGGGAUUUUUGUCUCUUUCCACUAACAUAACCUAUCAAGGGUAAUUUUGAAUGAUGAAUUAAAAAUCUAAAUCAUUUUGUGUGUGUGCGUGUAUGUGUGUGUGUGUCAUUUUAAAAUGGCUUUUUUAAUUAAACAAUUAAAGGUCGGAGAAUUGAUGAAAGUAUCUGUUAGAUAUAAACAUGGUCCAAAUCAUUGGUCUGUGAUCCGGAAGAAAAAAAAGAGUAAAGACAAAGCAUUGGAAUAUUUUGACGACUUUUACGCUAAAGUAUAUGGAAAAGCAUGGGAUAAGAUAAGAACCGCAUUGCUACAAGAAGAAACAAAAUAUAUAGCAGUGGUUAAUAACUAUAGCGAUGUGGAAAAAAUACAAACAACUUUGGAGAAUUAUGGAGCGAUAAAUGUAAAAUCAAUAUAUGAUGUAUUUCUGGAAAAUCCAGAAGAGAAUAAUCAAAAAUCUAUCAAACAAAAGAAUUCAAAGAACACUACUAAGCCAAAUGGUAGGAUAGAUAAUGUGAUAUCAGAAAAGCAAAAGGCAGAAGUACAAUCGCUUUACCCAUCUGAUUAUGAACCAUCUCCUGAAUUGUUGAACUCUACAGAGUCUACAGAGACAAAUGAUAUAACUGACAAUAUUGAUAAACCAUUACAAUCAGUGCAAUUAAAAUCUAUUGCCGAUGAUUCUAAUGAAAUUAAUAUUGAUAACAGUCGUAUCGUUCUUCCCACUGAUAGCACAACAGGACUUUAUGAAUUUAUACCGGUAACAAAAUUGAAAGGUUUGGAAGAUUAUGUCCUAGAAUCUGAACAUUAUGAAUAUUAUCGGAAGGCAGGUGAUUUUGAAAUACCUGUGGAAAAAGAGAAAAUUUUGUCUUUUCCAAAAUAUCUUAAAUGUUAUACAUACGAAGAGUUUAGCAAUGAAAGAUUUCCAGCUCCCAAAAAAGGAUCCACCGGAGUAUUAGAUUAUUAUCUUUUUGAUGGAGGUUCGUUACUUCCUGUUUUGGCUCUUGAUUUACAAUUAGGUGAUUAUGUAUUAGAUAUGUGCGCAGCACCUGGAGGCAAGACUCUAACAAUUUUACAGACACUUAUGCCCAGUUUAGUGGUAGCCAAUGAUUUAUCAAUAUCUAGAGUUAAAAGAAUAAAGCAAGUUAUAGACCAAUACAUAAUAGAUAUAGGAGAGAUUAAAGAAAGAUUAGUUAUAUCGGAACAAGAUGCUCGUAGAAUUGAAGAUAAAAACAUCUACAAUAAGAUACUUGUCGAUGUCCCAUGUACAACGGACAGGCAUGUAUUACACGAAAAUGAUAACAAUAUUUUUAAACCUUCAAGAAUCAAAGAAAGAUUGAAAAUGCCAGAAAUGCAAGCAGAAAUUUUAUACAAUGCAUUGAAAUUAGUAACUGUUGGCGGUACCGUUGUAUAUUCAACCUGUUCUCUUAGUCCGAUACAAAAUGAUGGCGUUGUACAAAUGGCAUUGAAAAGAAUAUGGGAAGAAAGUAACACUGUUAUAGUUGUAAAAGAUAUGACAGAUGCUUUAAAUCCAUUGCAAACAUUAUUUAAUUUUGGAAAUUUUGGUUUAAAACAUGGGCAUAUUGUUAUACCUACUAUCGGUUAUAACUGGGGUCCUAUGUACUUUUGUAAAAUGAUUAAAAUGAAAUCAUAAAGAUAAUAAAAAAUAGUUAGAAGAAAUUUUUACUCCAUUUUUCAUAGAUCGUAUAUAUUAUGUAUAUAUAAAAACUUUUUACAUAAAAAUAGUCUGUAAAUAUUCCUGUGAUAAUUCGACUGCUUGCAGUUUUUUAAAAUUGCGCAUUAAGUCUUUCAAUAUAUUCAAAAUACUAAUAAAUAGUAUUUAUUAAUUGUUAGAAA